Molecule: messenger RNA, 1760 nt
Organism: Carassius auratus (goldfish)
Lineage: Eukaryota; Metazoa; Chordata; Actinopteri; Cypriniformes; Cyprinidae
Product: protein-L-isoaspartate(D-aspartate) O-methyltransferase-like
Exons: 9
Coding region: 465-1175 (236 amino acids)
Biological process (GO): protein modification process
Cellular component (GO): cytoplasm
Molecular function (GO): protein-L-isoaspartate (D-aspartate) O-methyltransferase activity
Source: RefSeq, a predicted model, not a curated record
UUCCGCUUACCUCUUCAGCGCGUUGACAUCGGGUAGAAAUUUACGAGAAAGGUUUUUGUUUUGUUUUGAUAGUUAUGUACUUGUCAUUUAUAUACACCUAUUUAGUCUCUGUUACCAUUUAAAACAAUCGUAUGCUAACAUGUAAUGGAGACGCUAUUGCUCACUGAUAGUUUUGGUUGUGCGUUAAACUACGUACAACAUUUUUAAAGUCCAGUUUGUUUCGAAUAUAAUAAUAUUGUGUUUUUAUUGUGUACUUGAUGUCCGGCGUAUGAAAUUGAGGUCAGGUCAGAUUUUCAGGUUUGUUGACCUGAAUCAAGGACGCAUUUUGGAUUCACUGCUCUGAGGUUCAAAGACAGCAGGGUAAGUCUCUGUACGUCAGAGUGAGUUUACAGACUGUCCGAACUUGGGAGUUGUUGAAAUCCAAACAUCAUUUGCUGCAGACAGUGCUUGUUAAGCAAUGCCCUAUGAGUUUGCUGCUCUCCAGAACCAUGGCAUGGAUCUCUAAUGGCAAAACACAUAUAGAACUCAUCACUCACUUAAGAGAUCAUGAAGUUAUUCGCAGUGACAGAGUGUUUAAUGCCAUGCUUGCCACUGAUAGAGGGAUUUAUUCCAGAGACCACCCUUAUGCUGAUUCUCCCCAGUCCAUAGGAUACAAGGCUACAAUCAGUGCCCCUCAUAUGCAUGCACAUGCUCUGGAGGUCCUCAGUGACAAGUUAACAGAAGGAGCUUCAGCCUUGGAUGUGGGUUCAGGAAGUGGAUAUCUCACUGCAUGCUUUGCCAGAUUGGUAAGACCCUCUGGAAAAGUAGUGGGAAUUGACCACAUAGAUGAGCUGGUGCAAGCCUCUGUGAGAAAUGUCCAGGCGGAUGAUCCAGAAUUGCUUUCCUCUGGACUAAUUAAAUUAGUGGUGGGGGAUGGACGGUUGGGUUAUCCUGAUGAAGCCCCCUAUGAUGCUAUUCAUGUUGGAGCAGCUUCUCCUACACUCCCUAAAGCUCUCCUGGAACAGUUGAAACCAGGUGGGAGACUUAUUAUGCCUGUGGGCCCAGAGGGUGGAAACCAAGUUCUGGAGCAGUAUGACCGUCAAAGCGAUAGUACUUUCCUCAGGAAAGCACUGAUGGGUGUGAUUUACGUCCCACUGACAGACAAGCACCACCAGUGGCCAAGUGAUGGGCUGUGAUUGCAGUAUGGAUGCCCCUGCAGGAGAUGGUGCUGGUGGUGCGGUUCAGAAAGCCCUUAGGGCUGAGGGACUGCUCUCAUCCCAUCUCCAUCUGCUGCCUAGCAACAUAAUCUUCUAGAUCAUUCUGAUUCUUGACUUAAAACUGAAGUUCAACUGCAGUAACUGCUAGAGGACUGAGGUGUCUCUUCACUUAAACUGUGUAAGCAAGAACUUCCAUAUCUAAGGCUUGUAAACUCUGAAUGCUUCAUAAGAGGGCGUGCUAUGCUUUAACAUACUAUACAGCAAGAAGCAAUCACAAUAGAGUACAGUUAUAUGUGGAAAUCUAACUGCUACCAUGCUACUUUUGAUGAAUUAUUUUGAUGUGACAUUACAAAGCUAUAUGCCAAGAUUUAAAUAAAAUGGAAACUAAAAUACGUUUAGCUGUUGAAAUGAAAAAUGAAUUAAAAUAAAAACGUAUUCUCUUUCUUUUGUAAUCUGUGCAAUAUUAAAAAAAAGUUACUGUUGUCUAAUCAAUUGUGUGAUUUUAAAUUUGAUUUUAAUGAAUCUACUUGUUAAAUGUACACAAUUAAAUGUAAACAUAAUAUU